Molecule: messenger RNA, 1630 nt
Organism: Pyricularia grisea
Lineage: Eukaryota; Fungi; Ascomycota; Sordariomycetes; Magnaporthales; Pyriculariaceae
Exons: 3
Coding region: 75-1481 (468 amino acids)
Biological process (GO): proteolysis
Molecular function (GO): aspartic-type endopeptidase activity
Source: RefSeq, a predicted model, not a curated record
AAAUAAAACAAGACACAACAAAAAAAGGAAUAACAGUUAAUGUUUACUUACAACACAUAUCCCCGGUGGACAACAUGAAGAACGCAGCUCUCCUGGUUGCAACCGCCGCGGCGAGCGUUACUGCAGUCCGCGUAGCUGAAAUUCCGCAUAAGCAAGUCUCCACUGAGUCGCAACCACCGACCACCGAUCCCGGCUUCCUAUCCUUUCCUAUAUACCACAGACCAGUAUCGAAACCCAUCUUGAAGCGAAACACCGACGUUACCAUUUAUAACAUCUCAUCAGUCAGCUAUCUUGUACAGUUGAGUAUAGGAACACCUGGCCAGCAGGUCAAGGUUGCCUUAGACACGGGCUCUGAUGAGCUUUGGGUGAAUCCCGUCUGCUCUUCGGUCAAAAGUCAAGAUCAAAAGCAAGAGUGUUUGGAUGAUGGCCAGUAUAAUCCGGGGCAGUCGAGCACUGCACAAGCCUCAACAACAUCCAACAAUAUUCCAUAUGGAAAAGGAGAUGUGAACGUUACAUACUACAAGGACUCGAUAUCAAUGCCCAACAGCAGCAUCUCCCUUACCAAUGUCAUUUUUGGCGUUGCUACGUCCAGCCAGGACCUCAACGAGGGCAUCAUGGGCCUAGGGUACGGCAACGGCGUGAACCUCCAGUACAAUAACAUGGUGGACAACCUCUUCGUCCAGAACGUGACCAAGAGCCGGGCGUUUUCCGUGGCCCUGGGAUCGGCAGAUGCCAGCAACAGCGGCGUCAUUUCUUUUGGGGGCGUCGACACCAAAAAGUUCUCGGGCAAGCUCGCACAGAUGCCGAUCCUGGGCCCGCAGGGCAAGGAGCAGAUUCGGAGGUACUGGGUGUCGAUGGACAGCAUCGGACUGACCAAAAGCGGCAGCAACAAGACGUACAGCGGGGGCAACAUGGCCAUCGUCAUCGACUCGGGGUCCACGCUCAGCUACCUCCCGUCUAGCGUGGUCACGGCCAUGGCCAUAGACACCAACGCGCUGUGGAACUCGGAUGGAGGGGUCUACUUUGUCAAGUGCGACAAGAUACCGACCGAGGCCUCGUUUGACUUUAGCUUCAACAACGGUACCUUCAAGAUCAGCGUGCCCUGGCGCAACUUCUUUUGGAACACGGGCGGCAACACCUGUGUCCUCGGCGCCGUGCCCACAAAGUCCAGCGGCGUCACGGCCCUGCUGGGCGACAGCUUCAUGCGCUCCGUCUAUACCGUUUUUGACCAGACCAGCAACAUGAUCUUCAUGGCGCCCUAUGCCAACUGCGGCAGCAACGAGCAGAUGAUCCCGGCCAGCCCCAAGGGUGCCGCCGGUAACUUUUCCGGCGAGUGCUCCCCGGGCGAGGGGCUUCCUAGUGCAAGUUCAUCGCAGAAGAGUAGUGCUGGAAAGACGACUGGUGAGCCGAGCAAGUUUGAGUUUUGGACGUGUGCGGCGGUACUGGUCGUCGGCCACGUGGUGUUUGGAAUGUUGUUAUGAUUUAUGAAUUUUCUUUGUCGAGGGUGUCUGAGACCAGAGCAGCAACGUCGUAUGACGUCGGCGUGGCUUUUUAUAAAAAGAAAGAGAGAGAAGACAAAAAAAAAGAUGAAAAAGACAUAGAACUGUAUAAUAGUCUAUGAGAAACGCAC